Molecule: messenger RNA, 1323 nt
Organism: Lactuca sativa (garden lettuce)
Lineage: Eukaryota; Viridiplantae; Streptophyta; Magnoliopsida; Asterales; Asteraceae
Product: SH3 domain-containing protein
Molecular function (GO): protein binding
Source: RefSeq, a predicted model, not a curated record
UUUCAUUAGUUGCCAGAUCUGAUGAACUUUAUCAGCCUGAUACAAAUUUUAGCAAUUUUUGUUGAGGGAGACAGAGAGAGCGAACAGUAAGCAUCAUCAUGGACGCUCUAAGGAAGCAAGCAAGUAAGCUUAGAGAUCAAGUUGCCAAACAACAGCAGGCUGUGAUAAAGCAAUUCAGUGCGAGUGGGUAUGAGCAUUCAGAUGUGGUGGUUAUUGAUGAGAUGGAGAUGCAAAGACACCAGCAGUUGGAGAAGCUCUACAGAACAACUCGAUCAGGAAAGGAGUUUCAAAGAGAACUGGUUAAAGCAGCAGAAACUUUUACAUCCAUAGGAUAUAAACACAUAGAAGCAGGAACCAAAUUGUCUGAAGAUUGCUCCAAAUACGGAGUGGAAAAUGCUCAUGAUGAAAUUUUGGCCAAAGCUGCAUCUAUCUAUGGUGAUGCACGUAAACACGUUGAAAAAGAGCAAGAAGAUUUCACUAGGCUCUUAUUUUCACAGGUAUUGGAACCAUUAAGAGCAAUGAUAAGUGGUGCUCCUUUAGAAGAUGCACGCCAUCUUGCUCAACGUUACAGCAAAAUGAGACAAGAAGCCGAGACUCAGGCAUCGGAAGUUUCUAGAAGACAAGCACGAGUGAGAGAAGCACCCAUCCCUGAAAAUGUGACCAAACUCCAUGCAGCUGAAACUCGAAUGCAGGAACUGAAAGCAAAUAUGGCUGUUUUAGGAAAAGAAGCAACUGCUGCUUUAGCUGCUGUUGAAUCACAGCAACAAAGACUCACUUUUCAGAGACUUGUUGCAAUGGUGGAAGGAGAAAGAACAUAUCACGAGAGAGUCGCUGCUAUUCUCCAUCAGAUUGAAGCAGAGAUGGUGUCGGACAAACAAAGGAGAGAUUCUGCUCCUCCUACAGUUCCAUCAAGUCUUUUGUCGGAUAAAACCAAGUACUUUUUGGCUGAGGCUAUGCAUGCGUUUGAAGCUUCAUCAGAUAAAGAACUGGACUUGGCAGUUGGUGAUUAUGUUGUAGUUCGAAAGGUGAACCCAUCAGGAUGGUCUGAAGGGGAAUGCAAAGGUAAAAAUGGUUGGUUUCCAUCAGCUUAUGUUGAGAGACGCCAAAGGCUUCCUAACUCUAAUGGCACUAACGAGUUUUAUUAAAUCCACAAAUCAAAUUUUGUUUUGUAUUGUAUUUAGUAUUUACUCUCUCACAUGUUGGAAGCCACGUCAACUUCAAUUUGUAGCCAUUUUGUUUGUUGUUUCAUAGGUUUUGUAUUUUGAUAUUCAACCUUUAAACUAAGUGGGUCUAUAUUCAAUAUUCAAAUGAUUCCUUUCAUUA